This is a messenger RNA of Gadus morhua (Atlantic cod), 344 nucleotides long. Its product is annotated as cyclin-dependent kinase B2-1-like. Gene Ontology annotation, biological process: peptidyl-serine phosphorylation; peptidyl-threonine phosphorylation. The transcript has 2 exons. Gene Ontology annotation, molecular function: protein serine/threonine kinase activity; ATP binding. NCBI's taxonomy places the organism in Eukaryota, Metazoa, Chordata, Actinopteri, Gadiformes, Gadidae. The record is from RefSeq and is a predicted model, not a curated record. Bases 17 to 343 code for a protein of 108 amino acids.
CCAGACACUGCUCUACAUGUCCCCAGAAGUCCUCCUGGAGAAGGCCUACAACAAGCCCAAUGAUAUGUGGAGUCUGGGCUGCCUCUUAGCCGAGCUCAAGACCGGAAAAUCCCUAUUUCUGGCGAGCGCUAAAUUCAUGCGACUGCAGCAAAUCAAGAAGCUGCUGGGUCUUCCUCUGAAAGGAAUGCUGACUGCGGAUAAGGCUAUGCAGCAUCCAUGGAUUCUGAAGCACAUCUGGAGUCCCAGCUCCAGUGCUGAUGCUGCUCCUCACCAGCCCACUGACUGGGAGCACAUGGUGGACUCACCCCAGUCCACCAGUAGGACCCCGACCGGUCGGAGGUGAC